Messenger RNA from Hydractinia symbiolongicarpus, 3650 nucleotides. RefSeq names its product serine/threonine-protein kinase Nek11-like. The coding region runs from base 51 to 2036 and encodes 661 amino acids. The record is from RefSeq and is a predicted model, not a curated record. Gene Ontology annotation, molecular function: protein kinase activity; ATP binding. The transcript is spliced from 11 exons. Lineage: Eukaryota; Metazoa; Cnidaria; Hydrozoa; Anthoathecata; Hydractiniidae. Gene Ontology annotation, biological process: protein phosphorylation.
UUUGUUUCUUUCAUAUAAUGUUUAGCUAUAAUCCCCAAGCAUGAUGCACCAUGUCUCCACCAAGAGUUGCACCACUCUCCAGAUCACGCCCUUUAAGAGAUGGAGGAGAGCCAGUAAAUGUUGCAAAUAGAUACAGAAUUUGUAGAAAACUGGGUAGUGGAAGCUUUGGAACUGUGUUUUUAGUAGCUGAUAUCAAAUAUGGAAAUGAAUUAAAAGUGUUAAAAGAAAUACCUAUUGGUGAUAUAGAACCUGACGAAACUAUAAGCGCUGUGAAUGAAGCGAGAUUGCUGUCUAAGUUAGAGCAUCCUGGGAUUGUCAAGUUUCACGAUAGCUUUAUGGAUGGUGAAUACUUUUGCAUCAUAACAGAAUACUGCGAGGGUGGUGAUUUGGAUGAUAGGUUGCAUUCAUGGAAGAAGAAUGGAAAGGAGGUUGAUACGUCUCUUGUCAUGACAUGGUUUAUACAAAUGUUGUUGGCCGUACAAUAUAUGCACCAGCGAAGAGUUCUCCAUCGAGAUUUAAAAACAAGAAAUAUAUUUUUAAAAAAUAAUAUGGUAAAGAUAGGUGAUUUUGGCAUAUCACGCAUUCUCAUGGGUACGACUGAUAUUGCAACAACAUUCACUGGUACUCCAUACUUCAUGGCACCUGAAAUUUUAAAGCAUGAAGGAUAUAAUUCAAAGUCAGACAUUUGGUCAAUUGCAGUUAUUUUAUAUGAGAUGUGCACUUUAAAAAGAGCAUUCCAAGGAAAUAGUUUGAUGAGUGUAAUGUUUAAAAUUGUUCAAGGGGAUGUUCCCUCGUUACCAAACUCCUUUGGAAGUGAACUUCAAGAUAUAUACAAACGUAUGCUUUCCAAGGAUCCAGCCUGGCGCUUGUCAGCAUCUGACAUACUGAAAAAUGAUUAUAUUCAACAACAUUUAAAGAGUCUGAAGAUAGAGAUCGCUAGCAGUUCUCCUUUAAGUCACACUACUGCUCGAAAAGAAGCUGAGGCUAUCGCGAAGGUACUAAACAAACCUAAAAAACGAAAACUGCAUGGAGGGAAAGAGUCCAGUAGACCCUUGACCCCAAAAGAACAGCUGAAAUUACGUAAACAGAAAAAAGCGGACGAAGAAGCGGAAAGAUUAAAAAAGGAAAUUGUCUCGACAUACACGGAAAGUCGAAGGAAGUAUUCACGUUUAAAAGACAGGCAAUCGAGAGUAGCCAUUCCAUUUCUUUCCAAUGAAAAUAAUGACGAUAAAAGUGAAAAGGAAGAACUUCAAAACGAGCCUGAGGAGUCUGUAGACCUUCAUAAGGCAAAUAAUGUUAUGAUAUUUCGAAACGAUAAAUACCUGUCCGAUGUUGAGAGCGAUAGCUCAUUAAGCGUGGUUCAUUUGAACGAAGAGGAGACUGAGAACAAAGUUGGUAAUAUUCGAAGAUACACGCAUUGUUUUGGUGAAGACGACACGAAGUUGCCAGAAGAUAUUGAGAAAGCAAAACUAAAGGAAGAAGAAUAUGUUCGGCAUUAUACACACUGUUUUGGAGAUGACGAAGAAGAGGAUGUAUUUGUGCAAGACUCUUUAGAUUUUACAAAUGUCAGCACAAUACCUGAGGACGCUGAGCUAGCGGAUACUUACUACACAACAUGUGAUGACUUCGAAGAAGAUGAAUCCAGUGAAGAAGGAAGAGGUGAAGAUUCAGGUAGCGAAGAGUAUGACGUGUUAGCCGAUUACAUGCAAAACGCACUCGAUUUGUCUGGCGGUGAUGCGGAAAGCACGUUUGGUGAUACCAUGUCUUCUCUAGCAAGUUCAACAACUAUGAGACAACAAAAGAUUGAUUCGUUACGACACGAGUGCGUGAGGCUUCUCGGUGAAGAAGGUUUCCGUCGUGCGUACAGGUAUUUAAACAAGGUGCGCUUCGAAUCGAAUACAACAGUGAGUGAGGAUGUGAUUCUUCACAAGCUUCGAAAGAUGAUUGGAAACUCGCGAGACUGUUUCUUAGUGGAUCAACUGUUGUUUCUAGAAAAGCAAAAUCAAAUCUGUAACGAGAGUCUGCAGUUUUCUUAGCGAAGGUUGACGUUAUGAGAAUAAAGAAAUGUUUAUUCUCUUAGGCUGACCCAUUUUUGUUGUGGUGGCAUUUUAAGUGCUCAUUAUUAGGGUCUAUUUACACGGCAAAAAACUUGAAAUCGAAGAAUUAUUCAACUAUGAAUAAUUUCAGUAUAAACAGACGAGUAUGAACGAUGCAAACUGAUUUUGUUUUGUUUUGUUAUUUUCCUAGUGUAAACGAACCCUAAGUUUUUUUUGGAUUUAAAUUUCAAUUUUAAGAAAAUUUAUUUUAACUUGUGUUUCUUAGUAAUUGCUCUUGUAAAGGAGGCGUUUACCGAUUUUAAAUGGCGUUAGUUCGAAAAAAGGGGCGUUACAUCCUGUUUAAACAUGAAUUCCAUAUAUCUCCGGAACCGUUCUAUAAAUUAGUCUGGUUUUUAUUUUUUGUGUAAAGAACACAUUUUUACAGAUUUUUUUACCUCCCGGUUUGAAUUUUUGUCGGGGGUAAUUUUGGAGUCCACUUGUGCUAUUUUUAAUACCUGGUACUGUUGUCGCACAAAUUUGUUCGUGUGAAAACUUUCAUCAUCUUUUAGUAUCACAAAUUUGAAUAUAUAAACUGUGGGAUGAAUCCUACAUUGGCAGAAAUUUUUGCACGGAAACAUAUCAUGCGAAAAAAUAUGCUAAAAUAAGCCAGUGGAAAAUGUUUGUCCAAACUGCGAUAUUUUUUACUGGCAGCCACGAAAUGAUGUAGGUACCACCCUACUUUGUUUUGAUGUGGUGUUUUAGUUAAAAUAUUUGUUUAUCGUAAUGUUAGAAUAAUGAGAGAUAAUAAAAACUCGUAAAUAGGCCACGAAAUUGAGUUCCAGAAAAACAAAACAAAUUCACAGAGACACCCAUCGCGAAAAUGUCUCCCAAUAAGGUAUUUUUGGUAUAUGACCUUAAGAUUAUCUAUUCUAGGAUUAAAAGAUAAAAUAUUGGGGAUAGUUUUUAUAUUUUUGCACCAAUUUUUAAAUACGCACAAUCGGUUGAAAAGUUUACCUUAUCAAUGUUACUACAUCAACGACGCAUUUUUGCUAAGCGUCAAAAUCGUUAUUGUUUAUUUUUUUAAUGUUUGGAAGAUUAAUAAACCAAUCAUCAAUCUAACUAAUCAUGCUCGUCCCAGAUCUUUUUUGUUGACAUUGAUCUGGAAAAAGGUCGAGGUAGAUUAUUUAUAAUAUAUUUUCGUACAUAUGUAUAUAUAAUGUAUUUUUGUCUAACUAAUAUAUUUUUGAUUCGGAUAAUAUUUUUGAAAUGUUUGGGAACUAUUGUGUUGCAUUCACGUAUUAUUUUAUAAAGAACUUUAUUUUCAACCUGGUACUUAAGUUGCCAAAUAAAUUUCCUAAACUAAAGUUUGCUAACAGAAAAUAAAAAAUAUUCCAAGAUUAUCCAAUGUUCUACAAAGAAUUAACGGUUUACACAAACAAUUGAAAGAUGUUAAUUUCUUACUUGUGUCCAAUAUUGUUCAUACUAAAAUUGCUUAGAAUUUUUUGCGAAUUUUAGUACAGUUGCUAAACUGGUUGCUUAUAAAUAAUACGUGUAUUAUUUUUUGAAAUGUUUUUAAAGAUUAAUAUAUGAGACCACGUAAUAUCCAUUCUAUUG